Condylostylus longicornis is the source of this 4338-nucleotide messenger RNA. RefSeq lists its product as uncharacterized. The transcript has a single exon. The record is from RefSeq and is a predicted model, not a curated record. Bases 1 to 1242 code for a protein of 413 amino acids. Lineage: Eukaryota; Metazoa; Arthropoda; Insecta; Diptera; Dolichopodidae.
AUGAUGGGAAUUUUAAAUUUUAUAUUUUCUGCUACUUUUGUAACAACGGCAUUAAGUGCCACUGUUCCAUCAUCGUCUUUUAAUGCAGGCGGAAGAUGUGUUUUACCAGUAAAAUCUAAUAAACAUUGGAAAACAUUUUGGCCUUUAGUAUUUCGAGCUACUGGAACUUUGUAUCCAGUUAAAGAAACUGAAAUAAAUUCAAGCGAAGAAUUGGAUUCAGAAUUGGAUGUUGUUGUAACCAAAGGUGAAGAGGUUAUCAUUUCAUGUGGACCAAAUUAUAUUGCUUCAGAAUAUAGAUCGACUUCUUUAAAUGUGAAAUGUGGAGAAGAUGGUAGUUUUUAUACAUUGAAAGGUGAUGCUAAAGAAUUAAAAGAAUUAUCAUGCGAUUUAAGAUCAGUCGAAGAAGUUAUAGUUCCUGUGGAUGGUUGUCCAACAACUGCAACUUCUGGAAAAUUCGGUUAUGUUCACCCGAUUGAUAAAACAACAAGAAUAAUUGGUGAAUCAUGUUAUUUAGAGAAUGAAGGACGUACUUUGUUCGCUCAUAUUCGUCUUGGUCAAGAUGCUUCAGAAGAUUCAAUUUCAAAUGAAAAAUUAAAUGACAAAUAUUUUAUUGGAAAACAAUUUCCUAAUAGUCGAUAUAAAUUAGAUUUUAUGAAAGGUUUUCGUAUUGAUGAAUUUAAAAAUAAAAUGAAAUUAUUAUUAGAUAAUGACGUUAAAAUACCGCAUUAUUCAUUGGGUAAUUUCGUUGACAUUGAACAUUUGAUAUCGAAUAAACAAUUUUUUGCUGUUAAAAAAUUAGUUUGGAAUUAUUUUCCUGUUUUUGAUAAUCAAAUACCAUAUUUAGAUGCAGUUAGAAAAGAUAUUGUUGAAUUAAGUAGAUCUAAUGAAAUUGAUGUUUAUGUUGGAAGUUAUGGUAUUAUGGAAUUGGAAGGUAAAAGUGGUGAAAAAGUUUCAAUUUAUUUAGAUCCAAUUGGUAAUAAAUAUCCUGUUCCAAAAUAUAUUUGGUUUAUUAUCAAGAGCGGCAAGAAUACAAUUGGAAUUGCUGUAGCAAACGAUCCAAAUACUACUGUUAGUGAUAGUUUAAAGAUUUGUUCAAGUCAAUGUAAUAAAGUUUCAUGGUUAAGUAACGUAAAAACCGCUGGAUAUUCAAAUCAAGCAAAUAAAAUUGUCUGCUGUGGUUAUAAUACUAUGAAAAAUAUUAUACCUGAAAUACCAGACAUAGCACUUACUUCAAAAAUUUGAGUCAAAAUAUGUAAUUUUUAAGUUUGUUUAUUAUAAAUUAAAUUUUUUUAUAUAAAUUAAGUAUUUUUUUUAAUUUUUUUUUUAUAUCUGUUACGAAAAGAUAAUGCAAGAGAAAAACAAAAUUUUAAUAAACACCAAAACAACAUUUAAUUUUUGACUUUGACUUCUUUAUUUUCAUCUUUACAAGUAUAUAAUAAUAAUUAAUAAUUUUUCUUUAAAUAAAUAUUCAAAUACAAUAAGACACGAAAAAGUUAAUUCUGUUAUUUUAUUUCCUUUUUUAAUUUUUCUUUUUCGAAUAUAAUAUAUAAAUUAUAAAUAUUACAAUGUAAUAUAUAUAUGUAUAUGUAAUUAAAUUAAUUUUCGAAUAUUUUUUCUUCACAAUUUAAUAGAUAGUUUAUUACUUUUAUUUUUUGUUUUUUUUUUGUUUUUUUUCAUUAGGUUUUUUGUUGAACGAAACUUUUACAAACAUGAAUGUAUAUUUUUUUCUUUUUUUUUUCAUUUUUUUUUAUUUUUUUUUAUAUUCUCUUAUUAAAAGUUUAUUAUUAUUUUCAGCCCAAUUAAAUAUUGUAUUUUUAUGUUAAAAAAAUUAAUCAAUACAUUGAAAGCAUGUAAAUACUUUUAAUAAUUUAGUUACAUUUUUAAGAAGAAUUUAAUUUACUCGAUUAAAUACGUGUUUUAACAUUAAAAUGAUUUUGAAAAGUAUAAUAUCAUUUAUGGUGAAAUGGUUAUGAUUAAAUAUACAAUACUACAAUUUUAUUUUCAACAAAGAAUUAGAGGAAGAAUAAUCUAAAUUUGAAAGAAUUAAGUUUUAAAUCGAAUUAAGGAUGGGAUAGUUUAGCCCAUAUAAUCAAUUUCAUUUUCUUCGACACAUAAUUUAAGCUAAUUAGAAAUUAUUUAAAAAACUUAUAAUUUUCAAAGUAAAAUCAGUUUCAAAAUUUCGACUUUUAUACCGAAUAUCCCAAUAAUUUUAAAUAAUCAUUUUUUUGAUCCAUCAUUUUGAAUUAUAUAAGUAUAAUUUUUGUAAUAAUUAAUGUAAAUCUAUAUAAAUAUUCAAUAAUUUUUAAUGAAACUUAUUGAAUUGAGAUACUGAUUAAUUUCAUUUUUAAUACUUUUUUGUUUCGCAGAAUAAAAAAAUAUAGACCUGAGGUUUUGGGUAAAAUAUUACAGCGUUCAAUGUAUAUAUUUAAACAUUCCCACAUUUAACUGACUUUUUUUUCUUUAUUAAAGUUUUUGAAAUGAUAAAAGACGAUGGUUAACAAUUUUCAUUUUAUUGUGUUUUAAAUACUAUGUAUACCUAUAUAUAUACUGAAUUUUAUUUUUUCCUUUAAAAUUAAUAUUAAUUUAUUUUUUGUUUGUUCCUUUAGUAUGUUCUUAAAAAGUAAAUUUCUAAAAUUUUUAUUUUAAUAUUACAUUUUUGAGUUAUUUUAUAUAAUAAUUAUUAUCAUUAUUUAGUUUUUUUUUCAAUAGCCCAUAAAUAUAUAUUUCAUAAUAAUUGAUUUUUCUUUUUGUUGAAAUAUAUGUAAUAAAUUAAAUAUAUAUAGAGUUAUGCUUAGAUUUUCAUUUUUAUUUGUUUUGAAAAUAUCGACACAUUGUGUAUUAAAGUUAAUUAUUAUUAUUUUUAUAAUUAAAUUUUUCAAAUAGUAUAAUUUGAAAAAUUGUAUGUGUGUUUUUUUCUUUUAUUAUUAAAUAUUAUUUAUUAAAAUAUUACAAUAUUAUUAUUUUGAAAUUUUAAUUGCUUAGACAUCAUUUUUGUUAAAUAGAUUCUAACAUAAUAAAUAGGAUAUAAAUAUUAACGUUAAAUAAGAUAACCUUUUUAAUUUGUAAUGUAAUAGUAAAAAUGGUAAUGAAAUGAACUCGUUUUUUGGACAGGUAGUGUUAAUUACAAUAGAAAAUAGGAAGUGAAUAUUUUUUAAAAUAAUUUUUUGAUCAAACAAGAAUUAAAAAUAUAAAGUGAAAUUUAAAACUUUUACGUAUUUUCCUUUUUUACGAAAAUGUUAAUUUUAUUUAAAAAUCAUCAUUUGUUUAAAUCGCAGUAAAAUUGACUAUAUUAACCCUAAUACGGCAAUUACUUUUUUAUAUAGUUAAAAAACAUCUAUUUUUUUCAUUUCUUAUGCUGUUUAUUUGUGUUUAUUACACAUAAUUACAAUUAAUUAUCCUAUUUUUUUUUUUUGUUUUAACACAAUGUUUUUUAACAAUUUCAUAAUUCUGAGUUAUUUGGGUAUUGUUUUAAGUAUAAAAUAUUUUAAAAGUUAUAUCUCUUGUUUUUUUUUCAACAUUUGUUAUUAUACCCGAACAUAUAAACUCAUUUGAUUUUUUAAAACUUGAAAACAAUGAAUGAUUUUUAAUUUUUUAAAAACAUUUGUUAUUUUUUAAUUUUAAUUCAUUUGAUGUGUUUAAUUUGAAUUAUUUAAAUUAUAUUGGAAAUUAUUUAAAUGUUUCAAUUAAAGUAUCUUCACUAUAUUUGUUUAUUUUUAUUGAGUAUUUUUCGAGAAAGUUUAAGUAUUUGAGAGUUAAGUGGGCGAUUUUUUAUUUUUUAAUAGGGUAAAUAAAAUAUAUAGACUAUUCAUAAAAAACUAUAAUAUUUUCCUUUCAUUGAAUUAGUACAUUAACUGUCCAAAUUUUGUGAGUACAUUAUUGUUCUCGCGUUAUUGUUAUAAAGAACAAAACAAAAACUUAGUAUUAUUAAGUUGAUUAUUUAACAUUCGAAGAUAAAUAUACAAUUUAAUUUUGAUAGAAUAUCAGUUACAUUUAAAAAUACAUUUAAUUUAUUUGUUUAUUUUUUCUUUUUUUCAUUUUGUCACAAGCAUAUUUUUAAGAGAAUUUAAAGAUAAAGAAAAAUAUUAUGUAAUUCCAAGUUUUUUCUUAUUAUUGAUUAAUUUAAAAUUUCAAUUUAAAAAACGACACAAUUUUUAUUAUUUUUUUUUGUUGUAUUUUUAAUUUAAUAAUUCAACGUAGAGUUAAAUGCACAUUUAAAUACAUUAUGUACGCAUACAUGUAAUAAUAAUAUUUAUUUGAAACAUACAAUUCAUUUAUUUUUCGUUUUAAUUGUAUAAUAAGUAAAAAUUUUAAAGAGAGAGAAACUAACAAAAAGAAAAA